Molecule: messenger RNA, 1955 nt
Organism: Heterobilharzia americana
Lineage: Eukaryota; Metazoa; Platyhelminthes; Trematoda; Strigeidida; Schistosomatidae
Source: the annotation of a GenBank genome assembly
GAAAUAAACGGAAAAGCUGCUAAUCACUAUAAAAUCAUGGUGAAAUGUAUAACAUCGAUUUAGUUAAACUGUAUCCAUGCACAGUAUUUACGCCACUCGUUAUAUCCCAUCUUGAAAGGACUUUUAAUCUACAUACAUUCAAUAUAAAACGUACUGUGAAGCGCUAACUUCAAUUGGAGUUUGAAUGGAUCUCAUCUCAUAUUAUCCAAUGAAGUUGUGUUAUCACAUCAAGGAUUCUAAGUAUAUUCCAUCUACUGAAUACAAACUGUUAAUUUGAUUGUAGAAACCAAUUUUAUUCAAUGUUAUUCAGUCAAUUACAAGUGACUAAUUUAAAACUUAUCUAUUCAUUGCAUAAUAAUGACAUUAAUCGAAGUGAUACUACUAACAAUGACAAUAAUAAUAAGCAUUUAAUUCAAUACUCUGAUCAUGUGAAUACAAUAUUUACGAUUAUCAAAGGGAUUAUAUAUAGUAUCAUCAUAAUAUCAGCAUUAUUCGGUAAUGCUUUAGUAUUUAUUGCAUUUCUACGCUUUACUCGAUUAAGACGUGUACGUACAAAUAUAUUCUUGAUGUCUUUAGCAAUUGCUGAUUUUAUUGUUGCUCUAUUAGUUAUGCCAUUCAAUGCUAUCAUGUCAUUAUCAAAUCAUAAAUGGAUAUUUGGUAAAUUAUUUUGUGAUAUUUAUAAUGCUACUGAUGUCUUAUUCAGUACUGCAAGUAUACUUCAUUUAUGCUGUAUAUCAACAGAUAGAUAUAUUGCUAUACUUCAUCCAUUAAAUUAUGAAAUGAAAAUGUCUAGAAAACGUAUCAGUGUACUAUUAUGUCUAACAUGGACUCUGUCAUUUAUUAUAUCUUAUAUACCUAUUUUAAUGGGAUGGCAUAAACCUUUCACUAAGUCAUUGAAGUUGAUUACUUCAAGUCGAACUAGCCAUAGGUAUACUGAUAUGAAAUACAAUGUAGUUGAUGAAGAUGAUGAUGAUGAUGAUGAUCCACUGACAUGUGAUUUCAACGUGAAUCCAUAUUAUGCUACUAUAUCAUCAUCAAUCUCAUUUUGGAUACCAUCUAUUAUUAUGGUUGUAGUCUAUAUACGUAUAUUUAUUGAAGCUAGAAGGCAAGAGAGAAAAAUUGCACAAUUACAAAUUCAUUCACACCAACAUAGUAAUAAUAAUAAUAAUAAUGGUAACACCGUAGACAAGCAAACAUACAUCACUAUUAAACCGCUGAAUAUAUUCAAGAGACGGCGCAAAUCAACAGAAAAAUUAUGCAUAAAUCCCUGUAUGAAUAAACAGAGUAAAUACUCAACUGAUUAUCUCAAUAGUACACGAAAUCUUUAUAUAAUAGAGGAGAAAUUUAAUGCACAAAUUAAAAUGAAACAUGAAAGUAAAGCAGCACGUACAUUAGGUAUUGUUAUGGGAGCAUUUUUAUUAUGUUGGUUACCAUUCUUUUUAUGGUAUACUAUAACAAAUUUAUAUAAAUGUCCAUAUCCAAGUGUACUACAAGAAAUACUAUUUUGGAUUGGUUACUUUAAUUCAACUAUUAAUCCAAUUAUUUAUGCAUUUUAUAAUAGAACAUUUCGUAAUGCAUUUAUUGAAAUUAUUGAAUGUCAUAAAUUGAACAUUUCAAAUGAUGAUACUCCACAACAACAACAACAAGUGGAUAGUUAUAGAUCACCGAUGACAAGGAGAACAAAAAUGGAUCCAUUAAAUGAUGUACGGCAGACAGAUAUAACAAUUGAAUACAGUAAUAAGUCUAUGAAUAAUGUUCAUUCCACUGAAAAUAGUACUGAUUUGCUCUAAAAAAAAAGAGAAACAGAAAUAAGGUGAAACAUUUUUUAAGUUAAAAUUGUGAAUCAAAGAGUUUUUUGAUAUAUCACUUUACAAAAGAUAAACAGUAUUAUUUAUUGUAUAUAAUUUUUGUUGAUUACUUCGUUCACAACAUGAGGCUAUGCCACUGAUGAGGUA